Molecule: messenger RNA, 1155 nt
Organism: Aspergillus clavatus NRRL 1
Lineage: Eukaryota; Fungi; Ascomycota; Eurotiomycetes; Eurotiales; Aspergillaceae
Product: lactonase family protein
Exons: 4
Coding region: 1-1155 (384 amino acids)
Molecular function (GO): 6-phosphogluconolactonase activity; protein binding
Source: RefSeq, a predicted model, not a curated record
AUGAGUGUUGCUGCUCUCUUCACCCGCUCAACCAAAGCGCUCUUGAAGCCUAAUCGCUGGCGAAAAAUGAAGCAUCAUCUGGUGAUCGGCACGUGGACCCCUCCAGGACGUCUGUACACCGUCGCAUUCGACGAUGAGGCCCUGACACUGGAGCUGGUCAAAAAGACGGAGAUCCCAGAGGCGGAGCCGAUUUCCUGGCUGACCAUCUCGCACGAUAAAAAAACCCUCUAUGGAGCUGCGAUGAAGAAAUGGAACAGUUUCGCCAUCAACAGCCCAACCGACAUCGUCCACCAGGCCUCGCAUCCGCUUGCCGGUCAUCCUCUCGCAUCCAGCAGCGAGACCAACACGCGCGCCAUCUUCGUUCUCGCCGCACACAAACCCCCCUACAACGUCUACGGCGCCCCCUUCUACAAACACGCCGGCUACGGCAAUGUAUUCGCCGUCGACCCUGCCGACGGCCGUCUGGUCAAGAACGUCCAGAACUACGAGUAUCAGGAGAACACCGGCAUCCACGGCAUGGUCUUCGAUCCUACCGAAACCUACCUCUACUCGGCCGAUCUGCAGGCCAACAAGAUCUGGACCCACAAGAAAGACGCCGAGACUGGCGAGCUGACUCUGGUCGAUUGCCUCGAGGCUCCUUCGCCCGACGACCACCCCCGCUGGGUCGAGAUCCACCCCCGCGGCAAGUAUCUGUACGCGCUGAUGGAGGCGGGCAACCGCCUGGGUGUGUACGUGAUUGACGAGAAGCGCAAUGUGCCCGUCUUCACCCACAUCACGUACCCCUUGCUUCCCAGCGGCGUGCCCCCCACCAACAAGUACCGCGGUGAUGUCUGCUUUACCACCCAGAGCGGCGAGUACCUGUUCGCAACCACCCGUGGUGCCUACGGCCAUCCCUGGACCGGCUACAUCACGGCCUUCAAGCUGGGCCCCAACGGCAACAUCGAGCGCCAGCUGUUCAUCCAUCCCACAUCCAACAGCGGUGGUCACUCCAACGCCGUCAGCCCCUGCGACUUCAGCGAUGAAUGGUUGGCGCUGUGCGACGACCAGGACGGAUUCGUGGAGAUCUACCGCUUCAAGGAUGAGGCGCUGGCCCGGGUGGCUCGGCUGGAUAUCCCGGAGAAGGGAUUUGGCAUGAAUGCGGUUUGGUAUGAUUAA